CUUGGCAGUCACUCUUUCGUCCAGUCGCGACAUAUUCAUCCCGAAUGAGCAGUCGCGGCGGGCCUCCCGGCAGCACCGCAUCGGGUGCGAGCCGCACAGGUGGAGCGGGCCGUGUGGUGGUCGCCCAGGGUGAGAAUAGCGGCGUUGGAGCAGCAGCACCAGUGAGCGCCAAGCCGGCCGCGCCAACACUGGACGCCGCGCAGCUCCGUCGGCAGCAACUCGAAGCGUUCCGCGCUAGCAAGGCUCAGCCAAAGGGCAAGCCGACUUCAACAGCCCCUUCAACUGCAUCCAAGUCCAGUGCAAUCGCUGCCCCGACGACAGCUUUGCGUCCAUCCGCACCCGCACCAGGCACGCAAUCGCGAGCUGCAGGUCCCUCCACCCAGGCACGGCCAACUAGCACGAUGCAACGAAGCUCAGCGAUGACUCCUGCAGCACGGGUGGCAAGCCGGCAACCACAGCCAAUGUCCGUCGCUGCUCCUCGUCAUCUGAUGGCAAACGUUGGAACUUCCACUCGGGGCUCCAUCCGACCAUUCGUUGAGGAGCAGUUUCAACAGCCUCGACCAACGGCAGCCUCGGUGUCCUCGUCGGGAGCGGCGUUGCAAGCUUCUCGUACGCAACAGGCUUCACGGGCAGCGCCGGCGGCUCUAGUACAACAAAAACGGACAGCGCAGCAAGCAGCGCUCGUGGCACCCAUCCCACACGACGACAAUCGAGAUUUGAAUCGUGUGGGUCAGGACGAAGAGGAUGAAGCCGACUACAUUGAAUCCGAGAUGGAUUUCGACGACAGUCGGACCAAGCUUCGAAGCUCGCUGCAAGUCGAUCGACCGCUGUUCUCCCCCGAAUCUGCGGAUACCUGGGCUGAACCUAUGGUCACGUUGUCAUCAGCAUCUUCUUCGGCCCCCGCCGAUGUUCAAGACGCACAACGAGCAGCGAAGCGAUUCAGGGCAGGAGAGGCAGAACGGCAAGAGCAGGAGCAGCUGGAAAGGGUCGCCAGCAACAUGCUCGUUUCCAACCUUGCGUUUGCCCCACCUUCCGGCGAGGAUGCUGGCGUCCAAGUGUCUAUUAUCAGUUUGGAGGCCAUGGAAGAGCUGGCUGCAGCUCAACGAGAGGUCAGAGCUUUGCACGAAGCGCGAGAUCAGCUCGAAUUCCAGCACAGCGAAGCGAUGGUGCAGGAACACGACGUGCGCGCUGGGCUUCAGGCAAGAAUAUCGGAGCUCACGUCUCAAGCGAACAAUCUCGCCCGUGACGUCGAGGCUGCUGAACAACGCUUUGCCAACCAAGUUGGCCUGACGCAAGCCGCCGACCUGCGUACCCACGAAGCCGAGUUUGCCCGCAGCGCCCUCGAAGCCGAAAUGGCUGUCGUUCAUGAGCGCUGGCAGCUCCUCGUCCACGAUUUGCAAGUUGCGGAAGGAACACUGAGAUCCGUUGUUCAAAUUGCUGGUAUACCUCGUGGUGAAGAUGGAUUAGCGCCCGCUGGACUCAUUGUGAACUGGAUCAGUCAAUUGGUGGCCAGCGGUGAGCACUUGGAAGGGAUUCGCCUGUCUCUGGAUGAACAGCUGGCGCAAGAGAGACACCGCUCGGAAGUGCUCGAGCAAAGUUUGAUGGAGGCCCAGAGCCAACUGAAAUACGCGUCUCUCAUCAACAAGUUGCAUGAGGAAGAAACCCAACUUGCCACGUUGAAUCGCAACCGCCCUGCAUUGCGGAAUGUGGAACCGAGCAGGCCAAGUACCCGUUCCAAGUCAAAGCAAGUCAUUCACAUCUUGAAGGAGCAACGGCCGCCCACUCGCAGCGAGAUGUGCGCUGCGUUCGACAAUGUAGAUGUUCCGACAGUCGAGCCACCGCAACCCACACAAUCCGUCCCGGCUGUCCCGGUCGAGGAAGCCAUCGUACCGUCAUCUGAAGAGGACACGGAUUCGCCCACGCCCAUGGCUGAUGCCGAAGACAAGCCCAAGAAGAGCAGCCGCCGCGACGUUGUCGUUGCGCUCGGCCAGGCCAACCCGCUGCCAGCAGGCGAGCAGGCAACGUUGGUGCGCGAAGCAUCGUCGCUUGCUCGCGAGUGUCUGGCGCUUCGCAUGGGCAAUGAGAUUCUCGUGGAGCAGAAGCGUGAGCUGAUUGUGCGUCAUGAGCGCCAAGUACAACAAUUGGAGCAGUCGUUCUCUGAGCGCGUGGCUGAAGUGAAUGGACAGAUGAUGGGUGGACUGCAGCUCGCCAUGCAACGAGUCAACGAUCUGAAGGCUCAACUGGCCGUGUAUCAACAGCGCUACCCCGAGGUUGCUGAGCGCCAAGACGCAGGGUCUGAUGAGGCGGCAGUGUAAACAAGACUGACGUGGGGAAUUUGGCGUUCCAGUGUGUUUUGUGCGGUUGAUGUUUUUUGUGAGAAUUACACCGAGUCGAAGAUCCUUUUGUCCAAAGCCAA
Capsaspora owczarzaki ATCC 30864 is the source of this 2416-nucleotide messenger RNA. RefSeq lists its product as hypothetical. Lineage: Eukaryota; Filasterea; Ministeriida; Capsasporidae. The record is from RefSeq and is a predicted model, not a curated record. The coding region runs from base 45 to 2315 and encodes 756 amino acids. The transcript is spliced from 9 exons.